AUGGGGCGUCUCCAAGAGUACCAGGUUAUCGGGCGUCACCUGCCCACCGAGGCCAACCCCACGCCCAAGCUGUACCGCAUGCGCAUCUUUGCGCCCAACACCGUUGUCGCUAAGUCGCGGUUCUGGUACUUCCUGACCCAGCUCCGCAAGGUCAAGAAGGCCAACGGUGAGAUCGUCAGCCUCAACGUGAUCAGCGAGAAGCGCCCCCUCAAGGUCAAGAACUUCGGUAUCUGGCUCCGCUACGACUCGCGCUCCGGUACCCACAACAUGUACAAGGAGUUCCGUGAGAUGAGCCGCACCGAGGCUGUUGAGGCUCUCUACCAGGACAUGGCUGCCCGCCACCGUGCCCGUUUCGGUUCCAUCCACAUCCUCAAGGUUGUUGAGAUCGAGAACGCCGACACCAUCCGCCGCCCUUACAUCAAGCAGCUCCUCACCAAGGACCUCAAGUUCCCCCUGCCCCACCGCUCCGUCAAGCCUGGCAAGAAGCUGUACGCUUACUCUCGCCCCUCUACCUUCGCGUAA
Messenger RNA from Aspergillus uvarum CBS 121591, 522 nucleotides. RefSeq names its product 60S ribosomal protein eL20. The coding region runs from base 1 to 522 and encodes 173 amino acids. Gene Ontology annotation, biological process: translation. Gene Ontology annotation, molecular function: structural constituent of ribosome. The record is from RefSeq and is a predicted model, not a curated record. Gene Ontology annotation, cellular component: ribosome; cytosolic large ribosomal subunit. Lineage: Eukaryota; Fungi; Ascomycota; Eurotiomycetes; Eurotiales; Aspergillaceae. The transcript is spliced from 4 exons.